This is a messenger RNA of Microplitis demolitor, 7471 nucleotides long. It is a transcript of the gene Ssdp, whose product is annotated as single-stranded DNA-binding protein 3. The transcript has 15 exons. The record is from RefSeq and is a predicted model, not a curated record. The coding region runs from base 1406 to 2662 and encodes 418 amino acids. Gene Ontology annotation, cellular component: nucleus. Gene Ontology annotation, biological process: positive regulation of transcription by RNA polymerase II. Lineage: Eukaryota; Metazoa; Arthropoda; Insecta; Hymenoptera; Braconidae. Gene Ontology annotation, molecular function: protein binding; single-stranded DNA binding.
ACGAACUGUAGAAAACGCGUGUCUGUGAUUACAAAUUUUUCACUGUAUUUUAUAUAUACAUACAUAUACAUCUAUCUAUAUAAAUACAUACAUACAUAUAUACAUAUAUAUAUAUUUCUACCUCUACACCCCUUAGACAAGUACACCGUCAAGAGAAGAGCAAACGAGUCUAGUGGCGUGCGCGUCGUACGUACACUUAUUUAAUUUCUAUAUAUGUAUAUAAAUAUACAGAUAUAUUUAUAUACAUAUAUAUGAAGGGUUUUUGAAGUUGCACGGUGGCAGACAAAGCGGUAAGGGACGAAGUCUGUUAGUGUGGAUGGCAUCGAAGUAAAUAUACCUAUACAUCCAAAAAUAUAUAUAUAUAUAUAUAUUUAUAUGUACAUGUAUAUAUAGUGUAGGUUGUGUGGGAGAGGAGAGGAGACGGCGGCGGUAGCGCGGUGAAGUAAGGUGCGACGACAAAGUGAAGUGACCGAGAGAGGCGUAACUUUGCUACAGUGACGUGUCAGAGACGCGUAUAAAAAAUAAAUAGUAAAUAACACAGUAAUAUAUUAAUAAAUAUAACAAUAUAAAAAUAAUAAAUAAGUGAUUAACAAUAAUAAUUAAAUAGCAUGAUAUAUAUAUAAAUAUAGUAAAUACUUACUUGCAGUAGUGGUUAGUUGGGAGAACGAGACGAGAGCAACGUGCCGGAACGUGAGUACGAGAGUAAAAGAGAGACGGAGCUAAUGAACAAAGACAGAGAUAUUUAGUUUGAGUGAGAGGAGGAGAAAUGUGCAGGGGCUAGAGCGAGAGCAUUUAAUAUAUAACUGAGGGAGAUAGCUCAGCUAGGAAGCGGAAUAGCAAUAGGUUCACUGUCGCCCUCUUCCACGGAUUAAACAUAGAGAGCGUCGCCGGGGAAUAAUCACCAGCAACUAGUCCUCGUUGCCGUUGUCCUAGUCGACGUUGUAUUAAUCAACGUCCUCAUCAACCAUCACUAUUCACCACCAUUAGUUACUUGCAUUAGUUAUAUAUUAUACUAUACAUAUCCAUAUAUAUAGAUAGAUAUUAUUGCUGUCGACAAAUCGUCAUCGUUUCCAUACGAUGACGAUACAGUGUGCUUGUCCAGCGGAGUUUAACCCGCAAACGAAGCCAUGAGGAGUUGUAUAGCUAUUGGAUCAAGUGAGAGAGAGGACAAUUGGUGUAACAACGUACCUGUGUGACGCGUGUGUCUUUUAAUAAUUUGUUUUAUUUCUUAUUUUAACCCGUAUUAAGAAGACUUAACUCGACGAUUGUUGUAUUAAUUAUUGUGGGUAUUAUUUUACAACUUAAGGAUUCUAGUGAUCGGUCCUUCAUCAUAUAAACUUUAUAUAUAUUUAUAUAUAUAUUCAGUGACUAUUUACAUUAUUGUGAUUGACAAGUAAAAACAACGAUGUACGCUAAGGGUAAAGGUUCCGCAGUACCUUCGGACAGUCAGGCCAGAGAAAAAUUGGCAUUGUAUGUUUACGAGUAUUUGCUUCAUGUUGGCGCACAAAAAGCGGCACAAACUUUUCUGUCAGAGAUACGAUGGGAAAAAAAUAUAACACUUGGAGAACCACCGGGAUUUUUACAUUCUUGGUGGUGCGUAUUCUGGGAUUUAUAUUGUGCAGCACCUGAACGACGUGAUUCGUGUGAACACAGUAGUGAGGCCAAAGCUUUCCAUGAUUAUGGAUUUGUAAACAGUGGUUAUGGCGUUAAUGGAAUAGCUCACAAUGCUGGACCAGCACCAUCACCACUUGGACAGAUGCCACCAAAUGAUGGUAUGCCUGGUGGUCAAAUGCCUCCUGGAUUUUUCCCAAACAACUCGACAAUGCGACCAUCUCCGCCCACACACCCCUCAUCACAGCCAUCUCCCCAGCACCCCCAGCCACCCCCGCCCCCACACUCGCAGAUGAUGUCCACUCAGUUUAUGGGACCUAGGUAUCCUGCUGGACCUAGACCUGGAGUACGUAUGCCGCAAAUGGGAAAUGAUUUUAAUGGACCACCAGGACAACCAAUGAUGCCAAAUAGUAUGGAUCCAACUAGACAAGGCGAAGCUGGAGAGUUUGUAGGGUGGCAAGGACCGCCGGGUAUGAAUCCAAUGAAUCCACGAAUGAAUCCACCACGCGGACCAGCAAUGGGCCCAAUGGGCCCUGGUAAUUAUGGACCAGGUAUGCGAGGCCCACCACCGAACAGUAGUUUAGGCCCUGGAGGGCCUGGAGGUCCUGGUAUGCCACCUAUGAGUAUGGCAGGACCUGGUAGACCACAAUGGCAGCCAAAUACAUCAACACCUAUGAAUUAUUCAUCAUCGUCACCUGGUAAUUAUGGCGGGCCACCUGGUUCGACAGGACCACCAGGUCCAGGUACGCCAAUAAUGCCAAGUCCGCAAGACAGUAGCAAUAGUGGCGGUGAAAAUAUGUACACAAUGAUGAAACCAGUACCUGGAGGCAAUAUGCCUGGUGAUUUUCCAAUGAGUGGGGGACCAGAAGGUGGACCUAUGGGUCCCAUGGGACCCAACACAAUGGGUCCAGUAUUGAACGGUGAUGGUCUUGACGGUAUGAAAAAUAGUCCAGCAAAUGGUGGUCCAGGUACACCACGAGAAGACAGUGGCAGUGGAAUGGGUGAUUAUAAUCUAGGCGGUUUUGGUGGACCCGGUGAAAACUAUUUUUAAAUCAAAUCGCCUUGGAUCCAGCUACGAGAUCAAUAGACACCGGGUUUUUCACACAGUGAGAGGAAGGAUUCAGCGCGAAUAAGCUCUACUGAUAAGAAAUAUUUUAAUUUAAAAUUUAAAUUAAAAGAAAAAAGAACUAAAACUAAAACAAUAAAUUAAUAACUGCACAGUAUAAUUUUAAAACAAAAGAACAAAUAAUUAUGAAUAAAAAAAAAGUACGAUAGUCGCGACGAGUUAAGACUAAUGCAUAAUGUACAAUACGUCGUUAUUGUUGCCAAUUUUUAAAAAAAUAACCGUGUUAGUAUUAAGAAACUUAACAACGAUUAUUGAUAGUUAUUUAAUUGCCAUUAUCGCCAUAUAAAACUAUGUACAUGCUUCUCUAAUACUCGCAAGGUUGCUAAUUAUUAUAUUAUUAUUUUUUUUUUUAUUUGUUUGUUCUACUUAUUCAUUAUCUUCUAUUAUUAAUUUACACUUUUAAUUGUAAAAUUACGUAACGUUUGUUAUUACUAUUAUUAUUAAUUACCGCGAACUAUUUUUAUUUAUAUUUAUUUUUAAAUAACGUGUAGAUAUUAAGCGAUGGUGCCUGAUUUACAAAAGGUUGUUUAUCUUUUUAUAUAAUCAUAGUUUAUUGUGAUUUUUUUUACAUUAUCUUUACAUUUUUUUACGUGUUUCUCUAGUAUUAAUUCUUAAAUAAUUAUUAUCGUCACUAUUAACCUUUAUACCGUAGAUUAAAUUUUUAACAACAUAUUUUUUUAUUCAAAUUUUAAAUUCUUAAUAUCAAAGCUAUUUGCGGACAGUGUCCCCUACUUUUUAAAAAUUUUCAAUGACAACUGUCAUAAACGUAUGAAAAUUUUAUCAAUUAGUUAUGCAUCUGAAGAUUGGGAUGUUUUUCACGCAAUGAAAAUGAAAAUAAUUUAUGUAAUUUCACUCUAAAGGUGACUUGAGAGGUAGUUGGGGGUGGCUUCCAAUUUUCGGUUGACGUGUGAAGCAUUUCAAAAAUCUAGAUCCUGUAAAAACAUUCCGAUCUACAGGUACAUAAUUAGUUUUAGAAAAAUUGAAGCAUUAAUUAAAAAAAUGGACUACAUUGCAAUUCUGCUGAGAAAUAUAAUACAAAAAAAUGGCACAUUAAACAUUAACUGGGAGAAACAAAAUUUGUUUAAUAAAUUUAAGGAAAAUUUUCAUGUCAAUUUCGUAAUUCGAAUUUUCAAAUUUUAUCGGCUAGAAUUUAUUCAAUAAAUUUUGUUUAACUCUUAAUUGAUAACUAUAAAUAAUUUUUUUUAAAUUCUAUACCUCGGUGAAAUUGCAACUACGUUGUUCUUUUUUUCAUUAACGUUUUAAUUAUUUUUUUCAAAUUAAAGCCAUUUGCAGACAGUGCCCCCUAGCUCCCAACUCUUUAAAAAUUUUCAAUUAAUUUUAAAAAAUGAAAGCAUUAAUUGAAAAAAGGACAACAUGGUUGCAAUUUCGCUGAGAUAUAGAUUUAAAAAAAAAUUACUCACUGUUUUCAAUUAGGAAUCAACCAAAAUUUGGUAAAUAAAUUUUAACCUAAAAAAUUUGACAUUCAAAACUACAAUCUUGACAUAAAAAUUUUAUUGAAAUUUAUUUUACAAAUUUCGUUUAACUCCUAAUUCAUAUCAACUAAAUAGUUUUUUUGAAAAUCUGUCGCAGCAAAAUUGUAAUUGCGUAGCCCUUUUUAAAUUAAUGUUUUAACUUUUCAUUAAUUAUUUUCAUUAAUUAUCAAAAUUUUAAUACGGUCAUUACAAUGUAAAGCCAUUGAAUAUUUUUGAAAAGCGGAGACACUGUCUGAAAAUGUCUUUAAAAGAAAAAAAAAAAAAAAUGAAUUAAAAAAAAAAUUUUAAAUUGAAUGAAAACUAUGGAAUAGAGGUUAAUAUUAAAUUACCAGUUUGUUAAUACAUUUAAAAGUGAAUAAAAAAAUUAAAAAAAAAAAAAAUUAAAUUAUAAAUUUUUAAUAUUAAAAUAUAAAUAUUCAAUAUUCUAGUCGCUUUUUUUUGUCUUAUUUUUCUCUUUGCAUUUAAACAUGAAUAUUUUUUUUCUCUUUGUACAUCUGAAUAAUCAAUACUUUAAUGUACAGACAAAACUGGUACGAAAGAUAAAAUUCCUCAAUUUUUAUUGCUCAUUUAUUAACAAACUCCUGCUUAUAAAAAUUAAUAAAUCGGGAAUCUUCUUAAUUAAUUAUAACUAAACAAAUAAUUAAUAAUAAUAAAUAAUAAUAAUAAUCGGCAACUUACGCGUCACAAUUAUCUAGUGAUUUAUACACUUGCGAUAAACUAGGAUUUAUAAAAAAAAAUAAUAAUAAUAAAACAAAAAGUCUUGCCGCUUAAUUGCUCAAUUAAUUAUUUCUUUUAUUAAUUAAUAAAUAAAUAAUUAAAAAAAUAUUUGUACUUAUAAAUAACAAUUUUAAAACGUUUUAAAAAGUACAAUUGACGUCUUUGUCGUUAUUUUAAUACGCGCUGUGUUUUUUUUCUAAUCGUUUUUUUUUACACUACGAUUAAUAAUUAAUAACAAUAAUAAGUAAUUAAAUAAUUAAUUAAUUAUAACAAACAAUAAUUUAAAUAACCAAUAAAUUAUUGUCUAUGUUAUAAAUUUAUAAUUCGUGUUAUCGUGCUAAAUAACACGUUAUUAUGUGCGUUUAUUUUUAAAUAAUUAAUAUUUGUAAAUAUUUUAAAUAAUUAUUAUGAUUAUUAUUUUUUUUAAUUUGAAUGUAAAGAAAUAAAAUAACAGCAUGAGUUUUUGGAGCUUGUGUAUUUUUCUAUAAAACAAACAAUUAAAAAAAAAAAAAACUAAAUGCCAUAACGGUUAUUAAUAAUAUUUUAAAUUAAUUAAAUUUUUUUAACACAACAUUAUAGAUAUAGCAAUGUAUGUAUAUAUUUAUAUAUAUUACUAAUAACCAUUAAUUAAUCAAUUUAAAAAAAGAACAAAGCCUUCAAUUGUAUAUUUUUUAAAUGGUGAAGCAAAUAAUUAAUAAUAACCCGUGUAAAAAAAAGUCGUUUCAAAAAUGUUUCAAAAAAGUUCAUAAACGGGAACUUUUGAAAUUUAAACAAUUCUGAACUUUAAGUUUAACAUUUUUGGAACUUUUAAAAAAUUAGAAAGUAAACAAUGUUUAACCGGUGAUGGCUUUGCCUAUGUUUUUUUGUUUUGAACAAAAAUAGUUUGAUUUGAUAAUUUUUUGAGUUUGAAAAAUAUUUAAAAGAAAGUAAUUUAUUAGGAAGUAUAAAGAUUUACGACUCGUGUCAGAAUUGUUCACGUAUGAGACAAAAAAAAUAAAAAGCUUAACAAUAUUUUGAACAUUUUUUUACUUUUAUUAGAACUUUUUGGCAAAGUCAGUUUUUUUGACUUUUGUUAAAAAAUAGUCCAAAAAAUUAGUAAUUGGAACUAAUUAUGAAAUAAUAAAAUAAUCAAUUUAAAUCAGUUUUGCUAAAAAAUUUAAGAAAAAACCCCGCCAAAAAAGUUUACACUAGUUGAAAUUUGUUGUACUUAUAUUUAUCUUAAAGUUCCAAAAAUAUUAAAGCUCCAAAUUGUCUCAAUUUUGAAAGUUCAUUGUCAGGAAAAUUUUUAGAACGUAUUUUUUUUACGCGGGAAUUUAAAAAAAAAACGGGAUUUAUUAAAUUAACACCAAGUACUUUGAGUGUUAUUUUUAUUAUUAUUAUUAUUAAUAAUAGCGUUGCCGGAUAAAUUUGAAUAUUAAAAUAUAUUUAAAUAGUAAGAGGAAUGUUAUACAAAAAUAAUAAUUAAAAUACGUUACUAUUUUUUUAUACAUAUAAGACACGUAAUGUGAGUACUGAACAUUAAUGAAUGAAUGAAUGAAAAAAAAAAAAAAAAAGAAGUAAAAUAAUAAUAAUAAUAAAAUUAUUAAUAAAACAGACUACUUAAAGUAUAAUUAACAUAUUUAAUUUAUAAAGCAUAAUUAACUAAUUAGAAGUAAUUAGGGAAUAAAGUUAAUUGAGUUUUAAAGAAAUAAUUAAUAAUGAAUGACUAAAAAAAAAGAAAGAAAGAAAACAAUAUUAGAAAAAAAAAGUCCGUCCGCAGGUGGUUAUAGGUCAGUACCAGACUAUACUGUGCUGCUAUUACUUAUUAUAAACUUUUUAAACAAAACAUCUAUAUAAAUAAUAAACGAUUUAAUGUAAAAUAUAAAUGAACAUAAUCGAGUGCUAGUACGAAAUUUUGGACUAGUUAUUUUUAAUUAUUUUAUAUUAUUACUAUGCUGUAGCAUGACGCUCAUCUUUCUAUAUUAUUUUUAUUAGAUUUUGUUGUUUAUCGAGACUGAACUAAUAUAAGAAUUUCGAAUUAUAGUAUAAAUAAUUAUAUAAUUUAAAAUAAUUAAUAAUUACUAUUGUUAUAAAUAUAAUAACGUUUUGUCGUUUAUAUUUAAAAUAAUAAAUACUGGUCCGAAAUAUCGUUCUCAGAGCUCUCGUUCUUAAUGAAAAAUAAAAAAAUAAAAAAAAAUAUAUAAAAAAAGUGAAGUAAAAAAAAAUAUAUAUAAUAAUUUUUUCUUAAUUUUUUUUCUUUAAUUAUGAGAUUAAACUCGACUUAUACUCGACGUCGAAGGUACGCUUACGUUCCAAGAUUUAUCGUAAUCUGGAAAGUCAUUUUAUAAAUAAUAAUUAUUAUUACUAUUAUUAUUAUUAUUACUAUUAUUACUUUAUUAUUAUUAUUACUAAUUAUUAUUUUAUUAUUAUUAUUAUUACUACUACUGCUACUAUUAUUAUUAUUAUUAUCAUUAUUAUUAUUAUUAUUAUUAUGAUUAUUAUUAUUAUUAUUAUGUUUUAAUUAAUUAAUAAAUAAAUAAAUGAA